AUGGCCGAGAGAAUCCGAAAGCGGGCAGAGACGAACACUACUGGAAUAGAGCAAGUUCUUACGGUGGUCAAAGUCAGGAACAAUGUCUCAUUUUUCGCAUAUAUAACGGCACCGCGAUUUCCGUGGGAAGAUGUUAGCUACUACCGUCAUCAAGCAUUCACUAUGGUCUUUCCGGUCGUCAGGGUCCUGAGCCACUUAGCUGUUUUAUGCAGUGCCGUGCGUCAUGUGUCGGGAGAGCAGCACGCAGAUCAGAUCGCGGAAAGGGAGACUCCUCUCCAACCGCGCGGUUUUCUGGGGUCUUGCGUUGAUUGGGGUACUCUCGCGAACGAAAAGUAUAAGAUGGCUGCGUUUUGCAGGACUACAACAGGCGAUUGGACCUGGUCGGUGCUUGAUUUAAACCAUUGUAUGGUGAACCACGACGGUUCUUUGAUGGCGCAAGACGAGAUGUCGUGGGCCAAUUACAAAUGCAGCACACAAGCCGACAACAGUGACGGGCGUCAUGUUGAUCACGGGAUAGACCUUAAUUUGGUGGUCGGUAAUGACAACGGUACUCUGUUCUGUGGGCGCCAAGCCUACAAGGGCCGUGUGCUCAGCCAAGAGCAAGUUGGUUGGUCCGACUUGGGCAUCGUAGUCAGCUAG
Colletotrichum orchidophilum is the source of this 639-nucleotide messenger RNA. RefSeq lists its product as uncharacterized. NCBI's taxonomy places the organism in Eukaryota, Fungi, Ascomycota, Sordariomycetes, Glomerellales, Glomerellaceae. The record is from RefSeq and is a predicted model, not a curated record. The coding region runs from base 1 to 639 and encodes 212 amino acids. The transcript has 3 exons.